Molecule: messenger RNA, 2153 nt
Organism: Erigeron canadensis
Lineage: Eukaryota; Viridiplantae; Streptophyta; Magnoliopsida; Asterales; Asteraceae
Product: probable indole-3-acetic acid-amido synthetase GH3.1
Exons: 3
Coding region: 61-1863 (600 amino acids)
Cellular component (GO): cytoplasm
Molecular function (GO): acid-amino acid ligase activity
Source: RefSeq, a predicted model, not a curated record
UGUACAAUUUCUCUUUGAAAUAAAUUUAUUUGUAUACAACAUACUUUAAUAGUUUAAUAUAUGGCUGUUGCUGAUUCUGUAAUAACGUCACCCAUGGGACCUCCAGCGUGUGAGAAAGAUGCUAAGGCUCUUGAGUUUAUCGAAGAAAUGACGAAAAACUGUGAUGCGGUGCAAGAGAAUGUAUUGUCCGAGAUACUUUCUCAAAAUGCCGAAACCGAAUACUUGCAACAAUGGAACCUAAAUUACGCCACUGACCGAGAAACUUUCAAGUCGAAAGUACCGGUUAUCGGUUAUGAAGACUUGCAGCCAUACAUCCUACGUAUCGCCAAUGGAGACCGCUCUCCCAUUCUCUCAUCACAUCCCAUUUCUGAGUUCCUUACAAGUUCGGGGACAUCUGCCGGUGAAAGAAAACUCAUGCCAACAAUUGCUGCAGAAAUGGACCGUAGGCAGAAGCUCUACAGCCUUCUCAUGCCUGUCAUGAAUCUGUAUGUGCCCGGUCUAGACAAGGGCAAGGGAUUAUACUUCUAUUUCAUCAAGGCUGAGGCAAAAACCCCUAGUGGUUUGGUAGCCCGACCCGUUUUAACAAGUUACUACAAGAGCCAGCAGUUCAAAACCCGACCCUAUGACCCAUAUAACGUCUACACCAGCCCAAACGAAACUAUCUUAUGUGUUGACUCUUUCCAAAGCAUGUACUCUCAAAUGCUUUGCGGUCUUAUUUAUCGCGAAGAAGUUCUUCGAUGUGGCGCGGUUUUCGCGUCUGGCCUUGUCCGGGCCAUCAAGUUUCUUCAACUUAACUGGCAACAACUCGCUCUAGAUCUAGAAACCGGAAACUUGAGCUCGAAAAUUACUGACCAGUCAAUUCGAGAAUGUAUUUCAAAUAUUCUGAAACCUAGCCCGGAAUUGGCCCAAUUCAUUAGGGAAGAAUGUUGUGAAGGGAACUGGGAAGGAAUCAUUACUCGAAUUUGGCCCAACACCAAAUACCUUGAUGUUAUUGUUACUGGUGCUAUGGCUCAGUACAUUCCAAUUCUCGAUUUUUACAGUGGUAAUUUACCGAAAACUUGUACAAUGUACGCUUCUUCGGAAUGUUACUUUGGGUUAAAUUUAACCCCAAUGGUGAAUCCUUCGGAGGUUGUUUACACCAUUAUGCCAAAUAUGGGUUACUUCGAGUUCAUUCCACAUGAUCCUUCAAACCCAGUGACUCUCUCACGUGACUCGCCACCUCGUCUUCUUGAUCUUGCCGAAUUAGAGGUCGGGAAAGAGUACGAGCUCGUGAUCUCGACGUACUCGGGUCUUUGUAGGUACCGAGUAGGCGACAUUCUCCAAGUGAAGAGCUUCUAUAACUCGGCCCCGCAAUUCAAAUUCAUUAGGCGAAAGAAUGUUCUACUAAGCAUUGAUGCUGAUAAAACCGAUGAAACCGAGUUACAAACAGCCGUCGAAAACGCUUCCGAGCUUCUUAAAGAAUUCAACACAACUGUUGUUGAAUACACAAGCUAUGCUGACAUGAAGACCAUUCCGGGCCAUUAUGUUAUCUUUUGGGAGUUACUGAUAAAAGACCCUACCAACGGGCCAACCAACGAUGUGUUGGAUCAAUGCUGUUUGGCAAUGGAAGAAUCGUUAAACUCGGUGUAUAGACAAAGCCGGGUUGCGGAUAAUUCCAUUGGCCCGUUGGAAAUCCGCAUCGUGAAAAACGGGACGUUUGAGGAGUUAAUGGACUACGCGAUAUCACGAGGUGCUUCCAUUAACCAAUACAAGGUUCCACGCUGUGUAAGUUUCACGCCGAUUAUGGAACUUCUCAAUUCAAGGGUUGUUUCAGAGCAUUUCAGUCCAACUGCACCACACUGGACUGCCGAGCGACGUUUUUAGAACGUCAUUUACUUGUGACUAAAAACGAAGAAAGUCAGCUUCAUUCUUUAGGGCGCUUAAUUAAGAAAAUUGUCAAGUUUUGAAACAAGAAGGGUGUAAUGUGUAAUAUUUUAAGUAGUACUAGUAUGUAUCAAAUUAUCAAUAAUGUUUUCCGUUUGUCUUAUAUGUAUUUCGCAAGAGAUUCUGUUUGUGGCAAGUGAAGUUCUUUUUCCGAAAAGCAGAUUUUGUGUUGUCUCGAGGAGGAUCUAGCUUUGGUGCUUUAAUAUACGAGUAUAAUUUAUUUUUUCAAA